Molecule: messenger RNA, 776 nt
Organism: Ostrinia furnacalis (Asian corn borer)
Lineage: Eukaryota; Metazoa; Arthropoda; Insecta; Lepidoptera; Crambidae
Product: probable phytanoyl-CoA dioxygenase
Exons: 7
Coding region: 33-776 (247 amino acids)
Biological process (GO): fatty acid alpha-oxidation
Molecular function (GO): phytanoyl-CoA dioxygenase activity
Source: RefSeq, a predicted model, not a curated record
AGUCGAUCGUGAAAGCCAGUGGAUUGAAGACCAUGGAAAAGUCAGCUCGCGAGUACAAGCUGUCAGCUGAAGAGAAGCAGUUCUUCGCUGAUAAUGGGUACCUGGUCAUCAGGCAGUUCUACGACACUGCGGCUUGUGAAAACUUAAGGAAGAGAUUCCUGCAAGUAGUGAAUAAAGAAGUGAAAAGAGGCCGAAUGGCGGUCAUCGAGGAUUUGGAAUUGAAGAAGAAGACGAAUAUUCCAGAAGAAUAUGUCAACAAGCUUAACUCAUUGAGUUACGACUCAGAGUUCCAGAAGCACACUGAAGACGCUCGGAUGGUGGACGUCCUGUCACAGCUGCUGACAAAAGACACUGUCAUCAUGAACAGCAUGCUCAUCAACAAGCCUCCGGGCACUCCGUGGCAUCCUCCUCACCAGGACGUGUACCACAUACCCCUGAGACCAGUAGACAAGAUCCUGACGACCUGGACAGCCAUAGACGAAGCCACACAAGACAACGGCUGCUUAUUCGUCAUCCCGGGGUCGCACAAGGCUAAUAUCAUAUACGAAGAGCAUAUCUUACCGGGUUUCGUCAACAGCUUAUUCUUCUCGAUAAAAGAUUUAGACCUCCUUGCUCCAAUGAAAAAGUGGGUGGCGCUGCCCAUGAGGCCUGGAGACACUGUCUUCAUCAACUCCUUGCUGAUACACGGCUCGUUCCCAAAUACCACCAAGAUGGCGGUCUUCGAUUCGAUCGGGUCUUGGGCAGUGCUUACAGUCUCUUCAGCGGUGCCGUAUUGA